Bipolaris zeicola 26-R-13 is the source of this 918-nucleotide messenger RNA. RefSeq lists its product as uncharacterized. The record is from RefSeq and is a predicted model, not a curated record. The transcript has a single exon. The coding region runs from base 1 to 918 and encodes 305 amino acids. Lineage: Eukaryota; Fungi; Ascomycota; Dothideomycetes; Pleosporales; Pleosporaceae.
AUGUCCUCCUCGGGCAAACGCAUCGUCUUCACAGGCGGCUCAGGAAAAGCCGGGCGCCAUGUGAUCCCCUAUCUCCUCCAGCAAGGCUACUCAGUCCUCAAUCUCGACCUAAUUGACUUUCCCGACCCGGAAGCCGGGGUCUUCACUCUGAAAACCGACCUCACAGACAGCGGUCAAGUCUUCAAUGCCCUAACCACACACUUCAACUUCGCUGGCUACGAAGCACCACAUAUCCCAGGCCCGCCCGACGCCGUCAUCCACUUCGCCGCCUACGCUCGCAACAUGCUCGUGCCCGACAACGAGUGCUACGCCGGCAACGUGCGCUCAACCUACAACGUCAUCGAGGCAGCCUGUAAACUCGGCGUCCGCAAGAUCAUCAUUGCCAGCAGCGAAACAACGUACGAAGUCUGUUUCGGCCAGGGCAACCUCGACUACACCGCUUUCCCCCUGGUGGAGGAUGCAGACGUAAACCCAAUGGAUACCUACGCUAUCUCCAAGCUCUGCGGCGAACGCGUAGCCCGAGGUUUCGCCCGCCGUUUCGACGCGGACAUCUACGCCCUGCGCAUCGGCAACGUCAUCGAGCCCCACGAGUACGCCCGCGACUUUCCAAAAUACAUCCAGCAUCCGGAGACACGCAAGCGAAACGCCUGGGCCUACAUCGACGCUCGCGAUCUCGGCCAGAUUUGCCAUUUGUGCGUGCAGAAAGAUGGCCUGGGGUUCCAGAUUUUCAAUGCGACAAAUGAUACUAUCACUGCUACUUUCCCCACGAAACAAUUCCUCGAGCAGUAUGCGCCUAAUACCCCUGUUACGCGUGAGAUGGGCGAGUGGGAGGCCCCGUUAAGUAAUCGAAAGAUUAAGGAGGUGUUGGGGUUCAAGGAGGAACAUGACUGGCGCAAGUAUUAUAACCCUGAUCAUUAA